This is a messenger RNA of Drosophila novamexicana, 534 nucleotides long. RefSeq lists its product as uncharacterized. The transcript has a single exon. The record is from RefSeq and is a predicted model, not a curated record. The coding region runs from base 105 to 449 and encodes 114 amino acids. NCBI's taxonomy places the organism in Eukaryota, Metazoa, Arthropoda, Insecta, Diptera, Drosophilidae.
UAUUAGCUAUCAGCUGUUUUUCAUUAUUUUACAAUUCAGAAUAUCGCGCUGCUAAACUCGAGAUCGGAAAUAUUUACAUAAUAGGCAACGUAAAAACCUAGGCAAUGGCAUUGUUUGAAAUGAAGUGGCUGCGCCGUUUCGUACGUCGCCACACAAAUCCGAUACCGGAGCAUCGUGCCGAUUUGUGGAAGCGCCGCUUAAGCAUUGGCUAUGCAAUACUGGCAUGGCAAGCGUUUGGCUUCGUGUGCUACAUGGCCUUCACCGGUCGCAACGACUGGGCCAAACACUAUGGCUACAAAUCGGAGGAGGAUCUAGCUCUGUCACCGGCACAGCAAUUUGCCAAGCAUAUUAAAGUAGAAGGCUCCGGAAAAAUUAUACGUCUAUCAGGAUUUUCCAAAGUGGAGGAGGUACCCUUCGACUCAAACACCAUAGAGCGGGUGAAGGACUGAGCAUGUCUGAUAAUUUAGUUGGUAAUUUAUCUAAUGUAAUGUGUUUUUUUUUCUGUUGCAAAAUAAACUUAACAAAACUAGUCUA